This is a messenger RNA of Ananas comosus (pineapple), 2110 nucleotides long. Its product is annotated as protein O-linked-mannose beta-1,4-N-acetylglucosaminyltransferase 2-like. Lineage: Eukaryota; Viridiplantae; Streptophyta; Magnoliopsida; Poales; Bromeliaceae. The record is from RefSeq and is a predicted model, not a curated record. Gene Ontology annotation, molecular function: glycosyltransferase activity. Bases 251 to 1924 code for a protein of 557 amino acids. The transcript has 6 exons.
AUUUUUUUUUAUUCAACAAUACCAAGAUGGUUUACCUACAAAUUUUAGCUUCUUUUAACAUAGACAAAAACAGUAACAUCAAUCAACCCCAAUAAAGAAUCCCUGAGGAGGCUUCUUUGAAGCUCCUUCCCAUGGUGGUUUUGGUUCCUUAAGGUGCAAACCCUAAGAGAGAGAGAGAGAGAGUAGAGAGAGAAAGAGAGAGGUGAAGUAAGAGAAAGAGAAGGGAAUAGAGAGAGAGAGAGAGAGGGGGAUGGGGGAGGUGAAGGUGGUGAAAACCAUAAGCAGGGCUUUAUCUCAGAGCCAUGUUGGCUUUGCUCUGUUUGGGUUCUUCUUGGUCAUCCUCACAUAUUUCACAGUUUUUGAGCAGUUCUCAACUAGGCCCCCUAAUGCACUUUUGCGAACUUCGCCGGCGGUUUCGGCGCAAAUGAAUCCAAAGGAGCAGGAAACAGAUGCUCUGAAGAAGGAUGAUGGGAUUAAACUGGAGGAGAAACCAACACCUGCUGUGGAUUUUCAUGGUGAAGAGGACAAUAAGAACACAGAGAAUGAUAGAAGAAUAGAAGAUCAUGAGAACCACAAGGAGCCUGAAGAUGCUGAAAAGAAAGAUGGAGUUGAUUCCAAGCAAUUUGGCCACGAACCCGAGAAGAAGGAAGAAAACGAUUCCAAGCAAUUCGGCGGAGGAACCGAGCAUCCGAACCAACAGCCUGAGAAGAAGGACGAAACCGAGGUCAAGCAAUUCGCAGGCGGAGGGACGGAGAAUCGGCAGCGGCCGCCUCAGAACAAGCCGUUAUGCGACACGGCCGAUCCGCGAUCGGACGUGUGCGACAUGGAAGGCGACAUUCGGACGCACGGGAUCUCCUCCUCUAUCCUGUUCGUCCCUCCCUACCCUGUCUCCAAUCCGGAGCCCCAUGAAUGGAAGAUCAAACCGUACUCGCGAAAGUUCAUGAAUGGUAUCAAGGAAGUCAGUGUGAAGCAGCUGCACGGCCCGCAGGAAGCCCCUGCUUGUUCUGUCAGGCAGAGCAUUCCUGCCGUAGUUUUCUACCUCGGCGGCCUCACGGGCAACUACUGGCACGACUUCACCGAUGUUAUAAUUCCGCUCUUCAUCGAGGCUCGACAAUUCGACGGAGAGGUUCAAUUUCUCAUCACCAACAUUCAGGGUUGGUGGAUUGGCAAGUACCACAUGAUCCUCAAGCAGCUGUCACGGUACGACAUUAUCGACCUAGAUAAGGAUUUGCAGAUUCGGUGCUACCCGCGCAUGAUCGUCGGGAUCAGAAGCCACAAGGAGUUCAGCAUCGAGCCCUCGCGGGCUCCGAACGGACUAUCCAUGGUCGAUUUCCGAAAGUUCAUGAGGAUAGCCUAUUCUUUGGAUAGGGACUAUCCGAUCAAGCUGCGCGAGAACGUCGGCAGCAAGAAGCCGAGGCUGCUGCUCAUCGCGAGGGGGCUCAGUCGGAGAUUCACCAAUGUGGAGGAAAUCGUGAAGUCCGCAGAGAGGCUAGGGUUCGAGGUCGAGGUCGUGGACGCGAAGUUCAACGUGAACAUCGCGGAAUUCGCGAAGGUCGUGAACUCGUGCGACGUCAUGGUAGGCGUCCACGGGGCCGGCCUGACGAACUGCGUUUUCCUGCCGACGAACGCGGUUAUGAUCCAAGUAGUCCCCUACGGGAAGCUCGAGCACAUGGCGAAGAUCGAUUUCGGCGAGCCUGCGAUCGACAUGCAGCUGAAGUACGUCGAGUACAGCAUAAGCGCUGAGGAGAGUACACUGAUGGACAUGUUUGGGAAGGAUCAUCCUAUCAUCAAAGAUCCAAUGGCAAUCCACAGGAGUGGAUGGGAAAAGGUUGGGGAAUUUUAUCUUGGAAAGCAGGAUAUAAAGCUUGAUGUGAAUAGGUUUGCUCCCACUCUAUUGAAAGCCAUUGAUCUCCUCAAAGAAUAGGGGGGUUAUUGCACCACACAAAAGAGAAGUUCAAAUUUAGCAUAUUGGUUUCAAUUUUCACUUCAUGUUCUUUUUUUCUUUUUUUGGAUUAUUAGCUAAUUACAGUUACUAUUUAUUAUUAUUAAUUUUUUUUUGUAAAAGGAUAUCAAGUUAAAGAGUUCUUUUUUGGGAAAUAUUGGAUAUGCA